Molecule: messenger RNA, 1782 nt
Organism: Camellia sinensis
Lineage: Eukaryota; Viridiplantae; Streptophyta; Magnoliopsida; Ericales; Theaceae
Source: RefSeq, a predicted model, not a curated record
AUUAUUUGUGUGUACAGAAACCUCAGAGAGCUGGACUUGCAGGAGUGUGAAGUGGAUGAUCUGAGUGGGCACUGGCUUAGCCAUUUUCCUGAUACCUGCACAUCAUUGGUGUCCCUUAACAUUGCUUGCUUAGUCUCUGAGGUGAGUUUUUCUGCUCUGGAGCGCCUCGUGGCUAGGUGUCCCAACCUGAGGAGUCUUCGUCUCAACCGUGCUGUACCCCUUGAGAGGCUCCCUAAUCUACUCCGCCGAGCCCCUCAGCUGAUUGAGUUGGGGACUGGUGCCUAUUCAGCUGAUCUCCGAUCUGAUGUCUUUUCAAGCCUAACAGAAGCUUUUUCAGGAUGCAAGGUUCUCAAGGGGCUAUCUGGGUUUUGGGAUGUGGUUCCAACCUACAUUCCAGCUGUCUAUUCUAUCUGCUCUGGGAUAACUAGUCUGAAUUUAAGUUAUGCCAAUAUCCAAAGCCCUGAUCUUGCGAAACUUGUUAGCCAGUGCCAUAAUUUGCAGCGUCUAUGGGUACUGGAUUACAUUGAAGACAGUGGCCUUGGUGCCCUUGCUGCAUCUUGCAAGGAUCUGCAUGAACUGAGGGUGUUUCCUUCUGAUCCAUAUGUCCCAGAACCAAAUGUAUCCUUGACAGAACAAGGCCUUGUCUCUGUUUCAGAGGGCUGCCCUAAGCUUGAGUCAGUCCUGUACUUCUGUCGCCGAAUGUCAAAUGAUGCAUUAAUUACCAUUGCUAGGAACCGCCGUAAUCUGACUCGAUUUCGUCUUUGCAUCCUUGAGCCUCAUACUGCUGAUUACCUAACCCGGGAGCCGUUGGAUGCUGGUUUUGGAGCUAUUGUUGAGCACUGUAAGGGAUUGCGGCGCCUAUCCGUAUCUGGUCUUCUCACUGAUCGUGUGUUUGAGUACAUUGGGACCCAUGCUAAGAAGCUAGAGAUGCUAUCUAUUGCCUUUGCGGGUGAUAGUGAUUUGGGCCUCCAUCACGUGCUGUCUGGUUGUGAAAGCCUGAAGAAACUGGAGAUUAGAGAUUGCCCCUUUGGAGACAAGGCUCUCUUGGACAAUGCUGCGAAGCUGCAGACAAUGCGAUCCCUUUGGAUGUCCUCUUGCCUAGUAACUUAUGGAGCAUGUAAACUGCUAGGUCAGAAGAUGCCUAGGCUUAACGUUGAAGUUAUCGAUGAGAGGGGAUCCCCAGAUUCAAGGCCGGAAAAUUGCCCUGUCGAGAAGCUUUACAUAUAUAGGUCAACUGCGGGGCCAAGGCUUGACAUGCCUGGUUUUGUGUGGACAAUGGGUGCUAACAUGCUGCAUUGAGACUGUCAUGAGUUUUCUUGAGAGACCUUGGGUCUCAUCAAUGAUUAUAGCAGGUAUAUCCCCUAUAUAUAUGCUACUCAUCAUUUCGAUUUGUUUAAUUUAAUGAGGCUUUAUAUAGUUGCAGUGCCAAUUGAAGUGGGAACGAGUUAUUUGAGGGUAUAGAGAGGCUUGAGAGCUCGUAUGCCAUCUAUUUUACACUUGGCUGAGCUAUUUGUUGCGAUUAAUAAUGAGGAUAACCCCCCUGUUAUUGUAAUGUGUAUCGACUAGAGUUGUCAUUCAGUUUGGAUUAGUUAACCAUGUAUGCUAUAUGUGGACUCUUGCAUGUCUAUACGGUUUGGUUUGGUUUGGUUUGGUUUGAGUUGGUUGCACCGGAAAUGUUGAACUUCUUGACUCAGUGUGAAGUUAUCAUUUGUCUUUUGGAAUAAUGAAAUUUAUGUUUUCCACUUUUAUCCAAGAACAAGAAAAAAAAGUUAAUGUUUGUCA